Messenger RNA from Pelobates fuscus (common spadefoot toad), 1597 nucleotides. Its product is annotated as N-acetyllactosaminide alpha-1,3-galactosyltransferase-like. The coding region runs from base 223 to 1125 and encodes 300 amino acids. The record is from RefSeq and is a predicted model, not a curated record. NCBI's taxonomy places the organism in Eukaryota, Metazoa, Chordata, Amphibia, Anura, Pelobatidae. Gene Ontology annotation, molecular function: hexosyltransferase activity. Gene Ontology annotation, cellular component: Golgi apparatus; membrane; vesicle. Gene Ontology annotation, biological process: carbohydrate metabolic process. The transcript has 5 exons.
UUUUCUUAUUUUUUCCUAUAAUGUAUUCUAAAUCCCCACGCUGUUCUGGAGAGCAGGUAAUCCCAGCACUGAGAGAGAAGCGAUGAUUAACCCUUGCAGGGAAUGGGCGGGUUGGUUCUCGAGGAAAGAUGUAUUAAGGAAUUCUCAGUGUCAGAACGCUCAGUGAAUCAUCUGGACAGGUAACACACGGGGCUGGGCUCACACACAGCACUGAACUGGAAUAUGGUGAACAUGAGUCGUUUGCGCAAAAUCUGUUUUUAUAUUUUUCUCCUCACUCUGUGUAGUGUUAUCUACUGGAAGAGCUUAAUCUGCUUUCCGGGACAGCCCUCCGUCACUCCUUGGGGAGCCCCCAUCGUGUGGGAGGGAACAUUCAACGCUAAAGAGGUCGACCGCUUGCACUAUCAGAGGGGGACGGUGGUGGGGAUCUCUGUGUUUGCUGUUGGAAAGUAUUUGUCAAGGUACCUCAUUCCCUUCCUGAUAUCUGCCAACCGAUACUUCAUGCCAGGACUGGAAUGUGUCUUAUACGUGGUAACUGACAGCCCAUCUUCAAUGCCAGCUGUCUCCCUGAGACCCGGAAUGACUUUGGUCAUCCUAAAGUGCCCUGUGCGACCCCGCUGGCAGGACAUCUCUAUGAUGCGCAUGAAGGAUUUACAGGACUUUGUGUUCCCCCUCGCUAGAGACCAAGUGGACUAUCUGUUCUGCAUGGAUGUCGAUCAGGUCUUUGUCUCGCGUUAUGGCUCAGAGACCCUGGGAGACCUGGUAGCUCAACUUCAUUCAGGACACUACUUGCAAAAGAAAGAAGACUAUACAUACGAACAAGACCCUCGCUCCACUGCGUUCAUACCUCUUGAAAAGGGACAAUACUACUAUCACGCAUCAGUGUUUGGUGGGACCAUUCCCCGUCUCAUGAACCUUACAUCGUCCUGUCUCAGGGGAAUAUUGGAGGACAAGGAGAAAGAAGUGGAGGCUGUGUGGCAUGAUGAAAGUCAUCUCAAUAGGUACUUGGCUUUAGAAGAUCUGCCAUCUAAGGUUUUGUCACCAGAGUACUGUUGGGAUAGGCGAUUAUGGCUAAAAAGUCCCAAAAUGCGUUGGGCAACAAAGGAUUAUGAAAACAUGAGAGAGUGAUGAAACAGACGACAUGGACUAUCAUAGGAGAAAGUAGCAAUAUCACAUCUCAGAAUUCCACAGAGUGGAGUUAAGAGUGACUAAAUAUCUGGAUGACAGAAGCAGAGUAUUAUGUGCGAUUUGUACUGGGAAUAAGGGACUAGGGAGUCAGAGGCCUCCAAUUAGUGGGCAAAGAGCAGAGCAAAACCAAGAGGUUUCCAGAUCCAUGUUUGUGCUAGCGUGCGGACCUUUUCUGUGCACAGCAGUUUGAAACACAGCCAACAAACCGGGGACUGUCUGUGACAAGAAUGUUUGGGACGUGAUAACAAACUAGCCAACUCAGACAGAUCCACUUCAAGGCCAAAGAAAUGUUUGUUCAAAGAGAUCAUCCAUCAGGACUCUCAAUGGACCUACCUCCACAUGGCAGCUAUAUUUUAAUACACUGGGGUUGGUCGCUUGUGAUUGCUUUGAACCAGGACCGUAGUUCUUUUGA